Larimichthys crocea (large yellow croaker) is the source of this 4474-nucleotide messenger RNA. RefSeq names its product exocyst complex component 3-like 4 (gene exoc3l4). NCBI's taxonomy places the organism in Eukaryota, Metazoa, Chordata, Actinopteri, Sciaenidae. Gene Ontology annotation, biological process: exocytosis; exocyst localization. The coding region runs from base 316 to 2709 and encodes 797 amino acids. The transcript is spliced from 14 exons. Gene Ontology annotation, molecular function: SNARE binding. Gene Ontology annotation, cellular component: exocyst. The record is from RefSeq and is a predicted model, not a curated record.
CAGUUCAAACUGUUCAAACUGUUUAAACUGUGCCCUCGGCCUGGUUAAUCAUUAACUCAUCCCUGAGUUCAUCCCGGCAGCAGGAAGCUGAGCUCGGUGCCGGAUCAGGACGAGCUGCUCCGGCUGGUUUUCACCUGUCCAGGUGUUCCUCUUCCUCCUCUUUCAGGGGAUUUCACCUGCUCACGGUAAAAGUUUCCGUUUUAAUUCAGACCUGUUCGUCAGGAACGUCAGAGAAAGUGAAAGCAAAGUGGAGGUGAUAUAACAGGAAGGAGAACUGGCACCGUCCCACUUUGUACCUGAGCAGCUGGAUGUGAGAUGACGGACAAGCCGACCGAACACUCAGACAAGGACAGCGUGUCCCUCAAGAGCAAUGGGAGGACGCCGACCAACGGAGCCACGAAGCAGACGCUGGGCAUGAUCCAGACGCUCAGGAAGAGCAUCCGACGAGCGGCGGAGAAGAGCCCGCUGUCACCCGGGGGAAAGGGGUCAAAGGUCACGCCUAAAACGAAGACGCCCGGCGAUGAUUCGAGCUCACAGCCGCCUCCGUCACCCAGUCUGAGCUCCGGCUCUCCUUCGACCUCUCCUCUGAAGAACAUCAGAGGCUUUUUCCAGAAAAAAGAGGAAGACGACGCCGACGUUCCUUCACAGAAAAGUGAAGGUCUAAAACGCUCCAAGACAGAUCCCAAUAUCGGCGCCACCCUCUUGCAAAGAGGAGCAGACAUCCGUCGAAGCCUGAGAUUCGGAACGAAGAAGGACAAGGAUAAAAAUGGCAAACAGGAGUCGCUCAUUCCCGUCGCCGAACACGUACUGGAGGAGAAGGAGGAGGAAAAAGAGGAAGAGGAGGUGGUGUUGGAGGAGGUUGAGGAGGCGUACACGCUGCCAGAAAUGCCACACACACCACUGUCAGUGAUGCAGAUCAACAACCUGAUCCAGAUGGAGGUCCUGGAGGAGGCUCACCUGAACCUGCUCGCCCUGCGGCUGGAGUUCAACCAGGAGCGGGAAAAGUGCGAGGAGGACUCCCCCAUGGAGCUCGCCAAGAAAGAGAAAGACCUCAACAUCCUCUACGGAAACCUGAGGGAGAAAAUCCACAUCAUAGUGCGAGACUCCAAUUCUCUUCCCUCCAGAAACAAAGCGCUGCUGGUUCACGUGGCCCGUAUUAUCCAGGAGGAGGAGAGGAGAGCCGAGGAACCCGGCGGACUUCAGAGCAGCUGGAGGGAGGUCUGGAGGGAGGCGGUGGCCGAGGGUGUGCAGGUGAAGGUGGAGAAGGUUCACCUGGAGCCGAGGGAGCAGAACGCCUCCUGGUUGGCGGUUCACCUGGGCCUGCUGGGUAAGACCAUCGUGGAGGACUUGGAGAACGUGAAGAAGGCGCUGCGCUCGUCGUACCCUCCCAGCUUUAAAGUCUUCAGCGCCUACGUGAAGAGUUACCACACAGUCGUCGGGCAGCACCUGAAGAAGCUGGAGCGGCAGGUGACGGAGCUCAAAGAUCUGUACACUCUGCUGAACUGGAUCAUCAACAGCUACAAGAGUGAGAAGAUCAUGGGAAGUCAGUCUCUGCAGCCGGAAAUGAGGGAUGAGAGCAUGGAUCUGCAGCUGGAGGACGACUUCCUGAAGCAGCUGAAAGACAAGUACUGCUGCAGAGUGAAGGUGGACAUGAGAUCUUCUCUGGAUAAACUCAUUGAACUUGAAAAUGAGGAAAUUUGGAAGGACAGCAAGACUCCAGAGAAGGAGGAGGACCUUCUCAUCUCCCAGAUUCACAUGGACAUCUGGACGAAGGUGAAAGGAAACACGUCAAACUCUGGACGAAUCGAUGCACAGCUGGAGCAAAAAGUGAUCUCCUGCUGCCUCGAAGAACUGAAACAGUUCCCCAAGAGAUUCGAGGCGGAGUUCAAGCGUCACUGCGAUGCACACUCCCUUCGGACGGAGUAUCAGAUAACCUAUAUCAACAGCUUCAACGCUUUACAGGAGCACAUGGAGGGGUACCAGGACUCCUGUCCGAAUGAGGUGGAAGGCUUCAGGAAGGAGGUGAAGUGGCUGAUCGUGAGGCUCCUGCAGGACCUGGAAGACCAGUUCAAAGAAGAUGUCAAGCCGUUUCUCCGGAGGAUGAUGACGAGGAAGUGGCUCACCAACGACGACGACUUUCAGAUGCUUCACAAUCGGACGAAGCAGCUUUCCCUGCACUGCUCCCAAAUGAGGCCUCCACACGUCCAGGAGCUUGCAAGCAAACUGCACUACCACGUGGUGAGGGAAUACGUCGGGCAGCUGAUGAAGAAUAACUACUCGUGCAAAAACCGGAAACACGAGAUGGCAGCUGCAAAGAUCCGCAAACAGUGGAAUCAGCUCAGAGAUUUGUUUGAAGACAUGUCGACUCACGAGUGGCUUCACCCUGUGGGAGACGACCUGAGUGACAUCAUCACACAGAAAAACAAGGCGGACAUAAAGAACCACCUGCAGCCCAUCGUGGAGCAUUACCCAGACUUCAGCAAGAAGCACCUGGUUGCUGUUUUGAACUUCAGAGGUCUGCUGAGAGGCCGCGAACACCAGCUGAUCCUGCAGAAACUUACACAGCUGAAGAAGGAACUGGGCAGCGCUGCUGGCAACAAGAGCCAAGUUUUAUUUGGUGACAUGCAGGUCACAGUCAACACGGACUGCUUGUCCAGUCUGCCUUUCUCCUGCCUCAACUUCUGCAGCCCGAUAACUAGUGCAACAUGAUGGACGAGUCGCUGAGUGGAGGAAACAUAAGAGGUGGAGUCUAAAGGUUUCCUAUUGUAGAAAGUGAGAUUGUAAUUAAUAGGUCCUGUGUAAAUAUUGGGAAGUACCAAAAUCCCUUUAAUCGAGCUGCCAGGACUUACCGGGAGGUUGUGAUGUCACAACUGUGGUUGGCUCGGCCAGACGUCACUCGGAAAACAUUCAGCCAAUCAGAAGACAGCCUUGUUAAUCUUAACGAGACAAAACGGUUCUUGCUGGACCUCCGGAACAAAAUGUGAAGAGUUGUUUUUUUGGUACUUAAAACUACAAAUAUAUCUUCACAUGGAUAUCACAACUUCAAACUUCUGCUGAAUUAUUUUCAUUUAUUUCCUUUUAUUGUCCGCAAAUCCUGUGAAACUCCCCUAAAUCCAACAACGGGCCUCAUGUAAGAACCACUCGUGGCAUCAUAUAUCAUAUCUGAAAUAAUAACUUAAUGAAUGAGAGUUUAAAUAUCAGUUCAGUUUAGUUUGUUAUUAAAACGCAAAGAAAUGAAACAGAAUAAAUUAAAAUAUUUUGCUGCAUCGUAGCUCAAAGAACGAAUAACCUGACGUCAAAGUCUGAGUUAGUUGGCCUCACAGCUUCUUGAAGGAAGUCUUGUUCUUCUGGCUUUGAGGCGCUCUGCUUCUGCACCUGCUGACAUAAACGUCCUCCAGGGAAAGGAAGCUGCUGGUGGUUAUUAAACCACUUGUUGCAGCCACAGCACAGUCAGUGAUGGAGGAUGUCAGUACGCUCUCCUUCCUGAUGGUGCUGCCUGUGUUGGUGGCCCAUGUGAGGUUGUUGGAGAUGCAGAUGCAGGUAUUUAACAGCUGCCUCUCCGUCUGAAGUCCACAACUGUCUCCUCGGUCUUUCCCACACGGAUGCAGCGAUCGUUCGCUCUGCUCUUCCACCUCCUGCCUGUAAACAGAUUGUUGUUGAUGUGUGAUUUUAAUUGGCAGAUUUAGUUUGUUGGUUUUGGUCUUUUCACAGGAGUUGGUGACAAAAAAACAUCUAAAAUCACGGCGGCAUUAUUCUUAAAAUGAAGUUUUAUUGAAUCUCAUAAUGGAUGUUGACUGUAUACUGUAGCCCAGCAGAUGACAGAACUUACUUCUGUUUUAUUAAAAGCAAAAAUAAGUUCAUUUAUGUUUUUACUUACAAGAUUUAUCAAACACGUUGUAUGUAGUGCCUUACGUAUGAGAGUGUUUCCAGCAUUGUGAGCGAUUGCACAGAUAUUUUCUGGGAAUAUUUCUCCAGCUCAUCUGGAUCAAAUUUAAAGUUUGAGGGGGUAAGGAGGUUGUGCAACUUUCCAUGUGAAAGAAUCUGAAGCUUUCGGCAGAUGGAAGAAAUAAAAGAUGUGUUCGCUGUGAAGAGGUUUUUUUUCCUCUGGAAUUCAACUCAUUUUAUUGGACUUUAGUUUGAGUUUAAAGUCUCAGAUGAACUAAUUCAAACUAUAAGACACAGAAACUCUUUGCGUGCCUGAAUGUUUUGUGAAUGUGUCAUGUGCCGCUGGUCGAGGAACUGAACCUUUCAGAAUGGGAAAUUUGCCAAGUUCCUCUGUGUAAUUUGUACGUUUCAAUUCUCUAACUGUUAAAUCUGUUUUUGUCUUAAAUCAUUCGUGUAUUGAAUUGUUUCUCUGUGUGAGCAUAGACUUUAAUAUGUCGUAUCUCAGGAUGGUUUUUCAGGAAUUUAAAUGUACAAAUGGAGCCAAAAUGGGUUAUAAAGUCUUUGAAACCUAUUUAAUCUAUUUUUAAUA